GCAAGCCCUAGCGCUAAAACCCUUGCGGCGGCUACCUCCCUUUUCCCCACCCCGCCCCCUCUCGUCUCGCCGGCCGCCGCCGCAGGCGAAACCCCUCUUGUCCCCGCCCUCUCCACCACCGAAUCUCCACAGGUUACGGGAGGGGUAUUUGGUUUGUAUCAGCUGAGAUAGUCGCAGGUUACUGAUUCUAGGAGGAUAUGUUGGUGCUAUUCGAGACCCCCGCGGGGUUCGCCCUCUUCAAGGUGCUCGACGAGGGGAAGCUCGACAAGGUCGAGGAUCUAUGGAAGGAGUUCACAACAUCCGACUCGGCGAGAAGGGUGGUUGAGCUUAAGGCUUUCAACAAGUUUGAGAACACAUCUGACGCUCUGUCUGCUGCGACCCUGAUUAUUGAUGGCAAGCCUAGCAAGGGUCUGCGCAAGUUCUUGCAGAAGCACUGUGAGGGUGAAACAUUAGCUGUUGCUGAUUCCAAGCUUGGAAAUGCUAUAAAGGAAAAGCUGAAAAUUGACUGCCUUCACAAUAGUGCUGUGAUGGAGCUGAUGAGAGGGCUGAGAAAUCAGCUCACUGAGCUUAUAACUGGGCUGGGUGCACAAGAACUUGGUCCGAUGAGCCUGGGACUGUCCCACAGCCUGUCUAGGUAUAAGCUGAAGUUCAGUCCCGAGAAGGUUGAUACCAUGAUCAUUCAGGCCAUUGGCUUAUUGGAUGAUCUUGACAAAGAGCUUAACACUUAUGCUAUGAGGGUUCGUGAAUGGUAUGGUUGGCACUUUCCUGAGCUCACUAAAAUAGUCACAGAUAACAUACAGUAUGCAAAAGUUGUGAAGAUGAUGGGCGACAGAGCUAAUGCAGUCAACCUUGAUUUCUCUGAGAUACUGUCAGAUGAAGAGGUGGAAGCACAGAUAAAGGAGGCGGCAGUAAUAUCCAUGGGAACAGAAGUUAGCGACCUUGACUUGUUAAAUAUCAGAGAGCUAUGUGAUCAAGUGUUGGCUCUUUCUGAGUACAGAGCCCAGCUGUUUGACUAUUUAAAAAGCAGGAUGAACACUAUUGCUCCCAAUCUGACCGCACUGGUGGGUGAAUUAGUUGGUGCUCGCCUUAUUGCGCACGGUGGCAGUUUGGUAAAUUUAGCCAAGCAGCCUGGUAGCACAAUCCAGAUACUCGGUGCAGAGAAGGCUUUAUUCAGAGCUCUAAAGACGAAGCAUGCUACACCUAAGUACGGCCUCAUCUACCAUGCAUCCUUAAUUGGCAAGGCAUCUCAAAAGCACAAGGGAAAGAUCUCUCGUUCUCUUGCUGCGAAAACUGCUCUUGCCAUACGGUGUGAUGCCCUUGGUGAUGGUGAGGACAACUCCAUUGGCACUGAGAGUCGACUCAAGCUUGAGACACGGCUUCAAGUUCUGGAGAACAAAGAAUUUGGGAAAUCUGCUGGUUCCACAAAGGGAAAGCCUAAGAUAGAAGUGUAUGAAAAGGACCGGAAGAAGGGAGCUGGGGCUUUAAUUACUCCUGCUAAGACAUACAACCCUGCCACUGAUGUCGUACUAGGACAAUCCACUGAAGAAACACCAAAGAAGUCAGAAUUGGCUUCAAAGAAGAGGAAACAUCAUGAGGCGGAGGCUGCACAGACAACAGAGCCUGCAGCGGAAGCAAUCCAGGAGGAUGGUGAUCAGGAGAGGAAGAAAAAGAAGAAGAAGGACAAGGAAACCGAGGCGACUCCAGUGGCUGCUGCUGAUGGUGAGAAGAAAAAGAAAAAGAAGUCCAAGGAGAGCGAGGAGCCUGCUGUGGCUGCCGCCGAAGGCGAGAAGAAGAAGAAAAAGAAGAAAUCUGAUGUGGAUGGUGAGGAUGUUGUACUGCAAACUGCAGAGUCUGGUAAGAAAGACAAGAAGAAAAAGAAGAAGAAGCACGCUGAUGAUGAGUGAGGCAUUCACCGGAGAAGGGAGAGCCAAGGUGCCCAAGGUUGGGACUUGCUGUUCUGUAAAAUGGAUAUUACAGGCUAGUAACCAUGUUGAGAUUUAGUUUUUUUUUUGGAACCCCGGUUUUCAAGUACUAGCUCGAUCUGGACGAUCGAUGAAAUUUAAAUUUUGGUGCCGCUGUCUCAAAUUACCAUGAUUGUUUAUGAA
This is a messenger RNA of Setaria italica (foxtail millet), 2105 nucleotides long. Its product is annotated as probable nucleolar protein 5-2. Gene Ontology annotation, cellular component: small-subunit processome; box C/D methylation guide snoRNP complex. Bases 198 to 1904 code for a protein of 568 amino acids. The record is from RefSeq and is a predicted model, not a curated record. The transcript is spliced from 10 exons. Gene Ontology annotation, molecular function: snoRNA binding. NCBI's taxonomy places the organism in Eukaryota, Viridiplantae, Streptophyta, Magnoliopsida, Poales, Poaceae.